Messenger RNA from Phaeodactylum tricornutum CCAP 1055/1, 2263 nucleotides. RefSeq lists its product with no specific name. Gene Ontology annotation, biological process: ubiquitin recycling; proteasome-mediated ubiquitin-dependent protein catabolic process. Gene Ontology annotation, molecular function: ubiquitin binding. Bases 89 to 2263 code for a protein of 724 amino acids. The record is from RefSeq and is a predicted model, not a curated record. Lineage: Eukaryota; Bacillariophyta; Bacillariophyceae; Surirellales; Neidiaceae. The transcript has 2 exons. Gene Ontology annotation, cellular component: cytoplasm; nucleus.
CUUGACAGAAAGUGACGGGUAACCCCAUCAUUCUCAAAGACGCGGACUUGCCGCUGCUUCCUUCCUUCUUCCUAUUAGUAAUAUCCAGAUGCAAGCAAACUGGGAGCUUUCUCAAUCCUUGACGUGUGAUGGUCAAGGCAUUCGUUGCGCCUGUGUUUUGCCUGCCCCGGACGGUACAGCGGACGGGUUCCAAAUUCUCACGGGCACACAAGGAGGCAGCCUCGUCGCGUACGGUAUACCCUCGGGAAAUCUCGAGUCUAGUGCCUACCGGCACGAUAACGCCGUCACGGCGUUGGCGACGAACGCCACCGGAACGCAUUACUUUACUGGCUACAAAGACGCCGUUGUUCGAGUGUUCGAUGUGCAGCACAACCUGAUUGCACAACUCAAGGGUCACGACAAAGCCGUGACGAGUUUGGCUUAUGCCGACGGAGGUAAAGACGGUGAGUUUCUCAUCAGUGGAUCUUGGGAUGGUACCGCCAAGAUCUGGAGGCUCGCGAACUCGAGUCUGGUGGCGACCUUGCCAAAUCACGAAAAUUCUGUCUGUGUUUGUGUCCAGGGAGUGGACACCGGCGGGAUGCUCCAUAUUGCGACGGGGUCAGCCGGCCUUGCCCAAAACAAUACCAUUCAAGGCCAUUCCAUUCGUAUAUGGACCGUUGACGUGCGCAUCACCAGUGACGUGAAACUCCUACACACGGUUGCCAACGAUCACGAUGGUCCCAUCCGCGAUCUCUGUUUGGCCCCGCCCGACGCAUCCUGCCUCGCGUCCUGUUCCAACGACGGAACCGUCAAGCUUCGAGUGGCCGAAACAGGGGAUGUUUUGACCACUCUGACGAUGUUGACGUCCUCCCAUCCACCCAUGUUGCUCAGUGUCGCGACCACAACGGAUCAAAGCUGUAUUGUUGUAGGCGCAGAAGACGGACACGCGGUGGUUUGGGAUUUGAGUGCGACGGAAAGAAGCCCCCAGAUACUGCUCCAUGCGCAGUGUGUUUGGAGCGUUGUGCCCUUGCCCAACGGUGAUUUUGCAACCUGCAGUGACGAUGGCGUUAUACGCAUAUUUACACACUGCACCGAACGGGUAGCGCCCUUGGCUGAACGAGAGGCCUGGGAAGCGGAAGUAGCAGCGACCCAGCAGAAAAAGAGCAACGGGCCGUCGGCCGAAGAAAUCGCCGCCCUACCCCGGUGGGAUCAGAAUUAUGAGAAGCGCGGUCGCUCGGAAGGAGAUGUUCGAGUCUUUCAAAAAAACGGAGUGGCGAUUGCCGCACAAUGGAGCGCGGCUUCGCAGACUUGGAUUGAGGUUGGCCAGGUAACAGGCUCUAACGAGAACACCGGAACACUCAAUGGCGUUCAGUACGAUCAUUUGUUACCUAUUGAAGUAGACCAAUCUGGUGGCGGUGUUGCCAAACUCCAGAUUGGUUACAACAAUGGUGAAAAUCCCUUUGUAGCCGCCCAACGUUUCAUUGAUGACCACGUUCUACCGCAGCAUCAUUUGCAAGAUAUUGCCAACUACAUUCAACAGCGCGCGGGACAGCAGGGACCGACGAUUGGUAAUGACAGUACCGUAGCGUCGGGUUCCCCCAUGGUCUCUUACGAAUAUUUGCCAGCACCCGGAUACAAACAGUUUGGCUUGCCCGUCAAGACGGCAUCUACGACUCUUGCAAAGGUGAAGUCAAAAAUAAUCGAAUUUGGUUUGCUAUCCGAUAUCGAUGUGGAACAUUUGACACACUUGCUGGAUACACUGUCGGCGAGCAGUAGGUAUCACUCGUCAAAGAUUCUCGAUGAGGAGCUUGCCGUGAUGGAAAAAAUGCUCUCUUGGCAACAGCCUUCACAAGUCUUCCCUGCACUGGACCUCGCGCGUCUUGUACUCUUACAUCCAGACGCAGCCUCACGAGAACGCUACGGGUACUGGUCGCGUGUCGUUCCUAAAACAAUAGCUAUCAUGGCUAUCGAAAGUGUGGAAGGUCCGGCAGCGGUUGCCAUUCCCAUGCUCGGUUUACGCCUCUUUUCCAAUGGUCUAAAGGGAGGUCCAGGAUCCUGCGAAGCGAUCGCAAACAAUGUAGACGCAAUUUUGGAAGUGACAACACGUCUCGUACCUUCAUCGAACAAAAACGUCAGAUUGGCUUUGGCUACGCUACUAUACAACACUGCUUGUUACGUACGAAGCAAUCCCGGUACGGAUAUUUCCGACAAAUUUUUCCCUAUUUUAUGGCUAGCUCUGACGCAAAAGAAGCAGCGAAUGCAUCUUUCCUGUCGUCGAAAGUAG